AUGACGGCACGCUACACUGGCGAGAUUGGGACAGAAGUGCCCGACCCAUCGACUCUACUCUCUUCCAAAGACAAGAUCUUGUUGAAACGUCGAGUCUUUGCUCUCAAGCGGAACUCCCUUCCACCGGUUGUCACUCACAACAUGGCCGAUGAUAGUGCAGACCCUAUCCUCAAUCAAAUCCGUCGCGUUCAACUCUUCAAUGGUAGUCACGAUUGCGUGAAAGUCAUCUUCCAUCCAGAUUUCUUGAACUCUAAUAAUCCCAUCCUCGGCUUGGAUUACGAGGAAUUUUACUCACUAUUUGCGUUUUUAUAUUCUCUUUCGGUGAGUCAAACCUCAUCUAACCCUUUGGUCGAACUGAGGACACAUGACACGCUCCGCUCCAGCCCAUCAUCCAUGCCCCGGAAAGCUUUAGAAAAAUAUAACAUUAUACCUCCUGGCCGGCGAGGUUGUACGACCUCGCCGGCCAGGAGGGAAUCCUCUUGGUCGACGAGGUUGUACAACCUCGCCGGCCAGGAGGGAGUCCUCCUGUUUGGCGAGGCUGUACAACCUCGCCGACCUGGAGGGAAUCCUCCCGGCCGGCGAGGUUGA
Molecule: messenger RNA, 588 nt
Organism: Puccinia graminis f. sp. tritici CRL 75-36-700-3
Lineage: Eukaryota; Fungi; Basidiomycota; Pucciniomycetes; Pucciniales; Pucciniaceae
Exons: 2
Coding region: 1-588 (195 amino acids)
Biological process (GO): glycogen biosynthetic process
Cellular component (GO): cytoplasm
Molecular function (GO): alpha-1,4-glucan glucosyltransferase (UDP-glucose donor) activity
Source: RefSeq, a predicted model, not a curated record